This is a messenger RNA of Pezoporus occidentalis (night parrot), 6134 nucleotides long. It is a transcript of the gene CREM, whose product is annotated as cAMP responsive element modulator. Gene Ontology annotation, biological process: regulation of transcription by RNA polymerase II. The record is from RefSeq and is a predicted model, not a curated record. Gene Ontology annotation, cellular component: ATF4-CREB1 transcription factor complex; nucleus. Gene Ontology annotation, molecular function: protein binding; DNA-binding transcription factor activity, RNA polymerase II-specific; RNA polymerase II cis-regulatory region sequence-specific DNA binding. The coding region runs from base 213 to 1109 and encodes 298 amino acids. The transcript is spliced from 9 exons. NCBI's taxonomy places the organism in Eukaryota, Metazoa, Chordata, Aves, Psittaciformes, Psittacidae.
AGUCACCGCAGACGCCAUUUCCUCAGCGCCCCCGCGGCGGCGCGGCUGCAUCAGCGCUGACGUGAGACCGACGUGCGGCUCCGCCCGGCCCAAUCCCCCCCACCCCUUGUGACGGGGGCACCACGUACAGGGCGGCGGUGCAGGCUUUGGUAGGAGAGAGAGAGGGAGCCGAAGAGAACCAAGCUCUUGUUUUAAAACUCACAACUUCCGGUAUGACUAAGUAUGUCAAGAAAUACAGAAAAGCAACUGCCAGACAGAUGACCAUGGAAAUGGUUGAAUCACAACAGGAUGACAGUGCAGGGGAUUGUAUGCCAGAGAGAGAUGCUGUUCGUCUUCAGAAUCAGCCAGGCCGAAGUCAUAUUUCUCAAGGGUCUGAGGUUUCUGUAGCUGCAUCAAGUGCUGGAAGAGGAUCUCCAGCUCUAACUCUAGUGCAUUUGCCUUCUGGUCAAACAGUUCAUGGCCAGGCUGUCAUUCAAGCCACACAGCCCUCAGUCAUUCAGUCACCACACAUGCAAGCUGUUCAGGCAGCAUCGAUUGCAGAUGAAUCUGCAGAAUCAGAAGGGAUAGUUGAUUCUCAAAAGCGUAGGGAAAUACUUUCAAGAAGGCCUUCAUACCGAAAAAUUUUGAAUGAACUCUCAUCAGAUGCUCCUGCAAUACCGAAGAUUGAAGAAGAAAAGUCAGAUGAUGAAGGAGUGCCUUCUGGAAUUCCUGCAAUGGCCAUGCCAGCUGGCCUAUAUCACUCUAACACAGGGCAAUACAUUACUAUAACUCAAGGUGGUGCAAUCCAGAUUUCUAAUCCAGCCUCUGAUGGUGUCCAUGGACUACAGACAUUAGGAAUGACAAAUUCGGGAGCUCCUCAGCCAGGUGCUACCAUUGUGCAAUAUGGAGGACAAUCACCACAUAGCACACAACAGUAUUUUGUUCCAGGAAGCCAAGUUGUUGUUCAAGCUGCCACUGGAGACAUGCCAGCUUACCAGAUUCGAACUCCCACUACUACCUUACCUCAGGGAGUGGUAAUGGCUGCCUCACCGGGGACUUUGCAUAGUCCUCAGCAACUGGCAGAAGAGGCAACUCGCAAGAGAGAGCUGAGACUUAUGAAAAAUAGGUAGGCAUUGCACCUGACUCAAGGGAUUUUGAAACUUAAGAGGAAGAAACUUGGGCAUGUAGUACAUGUCUCCACAGUAAAAGCAUUUCUUUAUCUUCACAAUAGUAUUUGGUACUAACUGUAGUUAGAAAUUUUAUAGGAGAAAUCUGUGUCUAUUCCACGUCUGUGUUGUCAACAGUCAUUCCCUAGCUAAUUCUUUUAAAGCAUUUGAUUAAUGUUUAUUUUUUAUUUAAAUGUUUACUUGAGUGUGGGUGGUGCUUUGUUAAUAAUGACAGCUAACCGCUCUUGGUGCGUGUUUGGUCAUUCUGGAAAACUCCCAUUUGAUUUAUCUAUCUACACGAGGGAAAAGUAUCCUGCUUCAGAAAAGCCAACUGCACAGAACCUGGCUCAUUUAGAUAAGACUAGGGAAAAAAAUAAAGUUUAUGAUGUACAUAAUUCUUCCAUGCUCAGUAAUUCAGUUUGGUUAGUAUUAAUUUGACAGAAUUAGCCACAGACAUUUCUGUAUUUUAAAGUAAAAAUGAGUUUGUUGGUGAAUAAGAACAUUUAAAAUUAAAGUCAGUAAAUUAGAACGAAGAUGUGUCUUGUGAAGGAAAUAACUUAUUUGAAAAUGAGCAAAGGAAGAUCUGCACGUAUGCCAAGAAUCUGUUGUCCAAUUGCUACUGCAGAAAUUACUAUAUAAAACAACAAAUCUAGUAGCGAGUUGGUUUGACAGAUGUACAUUGAAAACUUUGUGAGAGAAUUCCCCGAGAGUAAAGGAAGAUUAGAAGGAAAAGUCAGUGUACCACCAGGGUUUGUCAGAGAAAUAAUACCAAAAUGCUUAAGUGAGAUGGGACUGCAGGAGCCUGGGUCACUGUAUAUCAGUAUAUCAGAAGAUUAAAGCAAUAAAUAGGGUAUAUGCUAGGAUACACAAAUUAGUUUAGAUUAUAAAGGAAAAUAAAUCAUACUAAGUCUUCCUUCAGUUUGUUUCCUCUUUUAAGGGUCAAUGUAGCCCUCAAGUUUUAGAUCGGUGUGGGACUCAUUUCGUUCGACAUCAGUGUCAUGUUUCUGAAGGUAUAUCAGCACUGGAAUCCAAAGUAGAUGCACAUGUGCUAUGAAUGAGAAUUUUCCUUUUGACUUGCUGUCCACCAAGCUUGCAUUUGUGCGUGUAAGUCCUGUGCUUGCUAGUGCUCCUCUCUCAGGGCAGAAAAGGUGAAAUUGUUGCUUCUUACUCUUCAUGAAACAAACUGGAGUUUGACUGGGGGCUGAAUCUGUAACUGCUAAAGUUCUUGUGAGGUGACACUAACACAUUUUGUAAGUUGUGCUGCCUAACAUUCUGGGCAAAACUGCUUAUGUUUGUAGAAUGGCACCCGCUUUCUGGAUACCAGGUCAAGAAAAGGUCAGUUUAUAUUGGUUGUAUUGAACUUCUUAGAGUAAAUCAUCAUCUAAAUCAGUUACUGUUAUUUUUACUGAGGAUAUAUUUUGAUGGGAGAAACUGCUUUCUGGAUUUUAUCUGUCUCUUCACUUUGUGACCAGUUUUGGUUUACCAAAAGGCCAAACAAUCUUGUUGCAGACAAUUACCAUGUGGAUCAGAUGCUGAGCUCAAAGUAUUUCCUUCAGUGACAAUGGCUGGAAAAACUGUCCCUUUGACUUUAUUCAUGUCUCCUUCUUUGUGAUAUAGAUAUGAUAGAUCUAUCCUUUUUCCUAGAAAUACCAUCAUCUAAAAUCGUACAGUGCAAAUGUGCAAACUGUUGGUUUUUGUGCAAGGUUUGUGAUGUGGCUGUCAAUCACAUACCCAAGGAAACACAGUACCAGUGCCUGUUGUGGUUCAUGUGUGUGCUGGGACUUGCACUCUGUCCUCAUUUUGCUGCUUCAGUUCCCAGUUGAAUCAGGCUCUGGGUUCAGUAUUCUUUCCAAAGAACUUCUCAACCACAAGAUUAAAACCCACCUUCUGUCUUGUUGCAUGUGUGUGGUGUUUUAAUGCCUUUUCCCACAUUUUGAUGCUGUUUCUGCUCUCAGAGGCUGCUAAGAAUCUGCAAAUAGCAACUGAAGAGGUGUUCAGUCUUAAUUAUCUUACUCAAUCACAGUCUCGUUUGACAAGGCUGGGAAGCACCUACUUCUCUAUUAAAAACAUAGCUCUGAGCUCUGGAUACCAGUAUAAUUUCCAGAGGAAUCUGAUUCCAGUUCAGAUUUGUGAAGCAGAGUCCCUGGUAUGGUUCAGGAGAAAGGCCUUUUGAACACAGUAUUAUUCUUAAUACAGAAACAUUAAAUGAAUCUGAGUUUGUUUACUACUAAAGAAUCUGAACACUGCCCAAGCUUUGAUUUAUCAGAGCCAGGACUUUUUUUUUUUUUUUCAGUACCAGGAAAGAAAAGACUGAAAUUCUUGUGAUUUUCAUUCUGUAAGAAAACUGCAUCCCUGAGUUAUCCCUUGCUGAAGCCAUGCAGCUGUUUGCAGAUUUCUUUGUAAUAGAUAGCUGGAGGAUCUGCUUUUACUUUACAGAAAGCUAUAUCCAAGACUGCAUGGAUGUUGUUUUGUUUUUCAAAUAGAAUUUCACAGAGCUCAGGGGAAAUGGUCUCUUGAAAAAUGUCUUCAACAUCCUAGAGUUGUGGGUGAUGAGGAAUGUAAUAGUCAGCUUCCUCUUAAGGUACAGCUUUGAGUCAUAGCUGUUUUCUUCCCCAUCUAAAUGGAGUGGGGAGCAGAGUUAUAAAGAGAAACCUCUAGGUUAUCUGAGCAGAGCUGUCUGUUGACUGUGUUAAACAGCCUCAGCUGUUGUGAUCUGGAAAAAAGGGAUUAAAAUAAGUAUAUUGUGUGAGUAGGUGUGGGUUUGGCUUCUUUGGUGGUUUGUUUGGUUGUUUGGUUUGGUUGUUGGGUUUUUUGGGGGGAGUGGGAGGUGUGAUUAUCACUUCCCAUGGAUUUUUCUGUUUGCAAGAAUAAUUGUAGCAUUUUCUGCCUGCACUGAUGCAGUCCUAAGGAAUGCAAGCUCUCUUGUGUCUCACUUGUUCUCCAGGGUUUUCCUUUCCUUGUCAAACAUAAUCGCUUAUGUAGUACCAUUCUCCUGCAGACAUCAGUGUAACAGCUAAAUCCACUGUGAUCUUUUUCUGAAUGAAGUAUCACUUAAAAGGAGACAAAAGGAUCUGCUCAGCUUCUGGUUUGGAUUGACUCAUUUUGCCCACUUUUCUGUUUAAAAUCCACUUGGUGUUCAUGUAUGUGGGGGUGUACAUGACAGAAAUGUAUUGAAUGUUGAGCAGUUCAGCAGCUGAUAGAAGUUGCUGCAUUUUGAUUGUUAGCAUUUUUGUAUAAAAUAUUGUCUUAUGGGGAGAGGGUUUAAUUUGGUUGGGGAUUAUUUUUUUUAGGGCACUAUGAGGCUCUUCUGGAUGAGGGAUAACAAUAAUUUCAUUAUUCCAGCAAAAACUAUGUUAGUUUUAAUAUUUGCUUUAUUUAAACACUGAGGAAAAUGAGAGCAGUUUGACAGUAUCUCAUGCAGACUGGCAAUGGCAGGUAGCAAAAAUCAGUUAAUUCUUCUUCUGUCUCUAAUGAAUCUUUUUCAGUUCAUUUUCUCAGGUUUCUGGGUGUUUUCCUACUGCAGAGGUAGAGCUUUCUUCUUGCAAAUUGCUUGGUAGACAUAGUUAUGAAGCAGAAGCUGUAGAUAUGCACAAAGUCUCAAAGAGAAAGAGGGCAAUAGGAGAGUUGAAUGCAGUGUGUAGACUAAGAAAAAAAAACAACUUCAUUGUAUUCUGUAUGACUUGAAUGGAAAAAACAGCGAAGGAAGUGUCUUUGUUAUAGUAACUGCUGAGGUUUUUCCUCUCCUUUAAUAGCCGUAUCAGUGGAAUCGGGUGUGAUUAAUACAUCUCGUGAAUGGAAUUAUAACUAUAAAAAUGGCACAAAUCAGAAAUCUGGUUACCUAGCCAAGCCAUUGUUUUAGUUUUGUGGUUUCAAAGGUACAAUUUCCAAAUGGUCUUGAAUGAGGCUUUUAAUGGUCUUAUUUUCAUGAUUCCUACACACACGCUCUCCUCCUCCCUCCCUCCCCCCGUCCCCCCUGCCAAAUGUGGUUGUGCUUAUACUAGAUAGAAGCUGCUGAGGAGUUUAACAAAACGAGUUGGUACCAUCGUGCCUGCUUUUUUCAGAGUAGAUCUCUAAAGAUUUUAUUUAUUUAUUUGUUUGUUUUCGGCAAGGUAUUUAUUAUGUUUCCAGCUUUCAUUAAUUCUUACAGAAGCAAGAGAACUCCAAACACAUUUUUACAUUUUAUGCAUACUGAAGUGUUUGCUGGAUGAAAUCAGUUUUGAAGAAUUAGAUUCUCAAAGGCCCUGGUUGUAUGAGCUAACAGUUUUCAGAACUUUGUCAGGUGCCAUACAAACAAGAAAAUGCUUAAAUCCUUACACAACUGCCUCUUUACCAGUGAAAUUCUCACUUGCUUCAUAUUAAUCUUUUUUCCUGUAAAAUGACAGCUAGGCACUCAUAUCUGUGUCUGAUUUCCUUCUAGUAUAUUUUGAAUGUGAUGGUCAGUUUCAGUUAAAGUUGAUAGAUAUGUCAAAGAUCUCUCAAGCUCAUGAAAAUUGGUGGUUACCAAAGAGGGCAUGGACUUAACGGAAUGAAAAGCUACAUUGUAAGCUUUGUUAGAUAUAAGAAAACCUACUUGGAAUUCUCUCCUGUUAGAUUUCAGAGAAUUAAUUCACUGAUUGUAAGUGAAAUGAGGUUUCAUUAGUUUUAUUGCAGACAACUAUUUCUAUUUUGGGGGGCUGAACAUAAUUUCCAUGGAAUACACUGUAUUUAUUUAAAAAGAUAAUCUGUUCCUAGAGAAAGUGUAUUUCAUUAGAAAGCUUAAAUACCUUUCAGACCUAAGCUAUUGGGUCUGAAGUUGUUCUCUGCCUGUUCACUAAGCCAACAGUAGUUAACUAAAGGACAGUGGAACGUACCCAGAUAGAACACUUGCUGGAUGCUGUCCCAGGUUUGAACAGUUACUGACAAUAUUGCGCACUUCAGCUAGGAAAGUACGUUAAAAAUAGUCUGGAUUUGAAGUACAGUAUUUACAAUAAAAAAUGCUCACUGCCUUUA